This is a messenger RNA of Iphiclides podalirius (scarce swallowtail), 240 nucleotides long. The record is from the annotation of a GenBank genome assembly. Lineage: Eukaryota; Metazoa; Arthropoda; Insecta; Lepidoptera; Papilionidae.
AUGUUACAAAACAAGCGACGCGCGCGGUUCGAAAACACGAGCGCCCCCUUCGUUCGCGUUUUGGCGAAAGCCCCAACAGACGGGGCCGCGGCCGAUUUCAAGGUCAUCGGAGGGGGCGAAGCUGACAUAUCCGUCCCGACCCGGAUAAAUCAAUUCGGCCCCGUGCCGAGAGCGGCCGAAGACCGCGCGGAAAAACUUCUAACGAAUGUCGCCCCGGCCCCUUUUAAUCAAUUAAUUACU